AAUUACCUCAGGAAAAUAACUAAUACUCAACAAACACAAAUAAUUUCAAGCAUUAUCAAAUAAUCCUUUUCAUCUUUCAUAUACAAGCUCUCGGUCUCUCUCCUCGAACCUUGGAGAAAAACAAUGGCUCCAGAAAUAGUAAAGAGCGGAGUUGACUCAUCAGUGGGUUACACCACGAAAGCAGUGAGUCAACCCAGAAGAGCCUACGUAACAUUUUUAGCAGGAAACGGUGAUUAUGUGAAAGGAGUAGUUGGAUUAAUCAAAGGAUUAAGAAAAGUAAAGAGUGUUUACCCUUUGAUCGUGGCGGUGCUCCCUGAUGUUCCUGAGGAUCACCGAAGGAUAUUAGUCUCUCAGGGUUGUAUUGUUCGCGAGAUCGAACCCAUUUACCCGCCUGAAAAUAAUACCCAAUUUGCUCAUGCUUAUUACGUCGUCAACUAUUCUAAGCUCCGAAUUUGGGAGUUUGUGGAGUACGAGAAGCUGAUAUACUUGGAUGGAGAUAUCCAAGUGUAUGAAAACAUAGACCAUCUAUUUGAUCUGCCAAAUGGGUACUUCUAUGCUGUUAUGGAUUGCUUUUGCGAGGCAUCUUGGAGUAAGACCCCUCAAUACAAGAUCGGAUACUGCCAGCAGUGCCCUGAGAAGGUCCACUGGCCCACUGCCGAGCUCGGCCCACCUCCUUCCCUCUACUUCAACGCUGGCUUCUUUGUGUAUGAGCCUAGUAUUCCUACUUACCAUGAUCUUCUUAAGACCCUCAAAGAAGUACCCCCUACCUCCUUUGCUGAGCAGGACUUCUUGAACAUGUACUUUAAUGACAAAUUCAAGCCACUACCAAUUGACUACAACUUAGUGUUAGCCUUCCUAUGGCGACACCCGGAGAGUGUGGACUUGAACAAGGUGAAGGUGGUGCACUAUUGCGCGGCGGGUUCAAAACCAUGGAGGUAUACAGGGGAGGAAGAGAACAUGGACAGGGAAGACAUAAAGAUGUUGGUGAAGAAAUGGUGGGAUAUCUAUCAAGACCCAUCUUUGGAUUACAACCCUGCUGCUGAAUCAACUGCUAUUGAUAUGAAACCUUUUAAAGAAGCUUUGUCUAAAGCUGGUUUUCUUAAUUAUGUCACUGCUCCUUCUGCGGCUUAAAUUAGAGUACUUAUUUAAUUAAGGGAUUUUCUGUUUUUAUUAGGGUUUUUUUUUUCUUCUUUAUUUUCCUUGACCUAAUCGACCAAUGAGAGAGAGCUUACUGGUCAAUUGGUUUUUUUUUUUUUUUUUUUAAUUGUGGGCCUGGGGGAGGGGGUUUAAUAGUUUUGAGUGUUUAUUUGUUGUUGAUAGGUUUUGGAAGUAUAGUGAGUUUUAUAAAUGUAUGUGCAGUUUUUGGUUUGUUUCUAAUCUUUUUGUAAGAGAAAUUAAUGUUAAUCGAAAUAAAGUUCAGAAUUGUUUAUAAAUAAUGGAAUAUCUAUAAUUACAAUA
Molecule: messenger RNA, 1458 nt
Organism: Chenopodium quinoa (quinoa)
Lineage: Eukaryota; Viridiplantae; Streptophyta; Magnoliopsida; Caryophyllales; Amaranthaceae
Product: galactinol synthase 2-like
Exons: 3
Coding region: 124-1131 (335 amino acids)
Molecular function (GO): glycosyltransferase activity
Source: RefSeq, a predicted model, not a curated record